AAUAUCAACACACUUCGUAACGUAAUAGUGGGCAGUAGUGGGUGUAUUGCGCAUUGUAUCUGUCAAAUAAAAUACAUAUUUCUAUUCUCCAUUCUCCAUGCCGUAUUAGGAAUUGUGGGCACUAAAAUAAUGACAUUUUCAUCUGCAGUACGCUUCGAUUCAACAAACUAACAUAUUUUACUUACACUAUAAAUCAUCCCAAAAUAUUUAAUGUCAACGACAUCAUAACCAGGUUAUUUCCUUCAAUAUUAUUAAUUCCCAUAUUUUAUCAACUCCCUGUUCGAUUUUAUUUUUACAUUUAAUAUCAACACCCGACUGUCAAUGUAAACUCUAAUUAUUUAUAAAAACAAUAAUUUAAAUUUAAAAAAGUAAUUUUAAUUAAAAAGUGAUACAAAAAUGCAUUUUUCAAUUCCUGAUACUCAAGAAUUCAUUGAUGGAUCUGGGAAUUCUUUUGUGAGUUAUAACAUCCAUAUAAAUGGACUCUUCCAUUGUUCAGUUCGAUAUAAACAAAUGCUGAACCUCCACGAGCAAUUAGUAAAAGAAAUCGACAUAACACUUCCAACAUUUCCGCCAAAAAAAUUUUUCCCACUGACUGCCAACCAACAGGAAGACCGUCGUCUUUCCCUGGAGAAAUAUAUCCAGACAAUUGGACAGAAUCCGGCGAUAAAUAACUCUGAGUUAUUGAAUGGAUUUCUGCUUAACGCGCAACAAGAAACGAGCGCUCGUGUUAUGGAGAACGACGAGUUCCUCGUCCAUCUGAUGAACAACCAGCAAAUAAAACUGCAGAUAUCAACCGGCGAUAGCUCGAGCAAAGUUCUAGAAAAGGUUUGUCGUCACUUAAACUUACCACCCGAAUACGACUCAUAUUUUUCGUUAUUUAUCGUCGUCGAGAACGAGAACGGGGACGUUAACAUUCUCCGGAAGUUGCAUGAUUUUGAGUCCCCGUUGCUGACACGUGCGAAUAUUAAUUUUACAAAUGUCCAGGUGGUUCUUGGGAAAGGUUACUGGGAUGUUAAUAAUGACAGCAAACUGAUGCAUGACCCCGUCGCGCUUAAUUUACUUUACAUCCAAGCAGUCGCGGAAAUAAAUCGCGGGUGGAUAAUAGUCCCGAGUCCACUGCAAGCUCAUUUGCAUGAUUGUCAUGAAAAGAAUAAUAAAAAUGAAUAUUUAAAACUGGUAAGUUCAUUUAAGUACUACGGCUUCAUACAAUUCGCUGUGUGUUAUUGUGAUUUUCCUCAGCCGAAUACAAAAGUACAAGUGGCUAUAGGUAGAAAUGAGUUAAACUUGCGUAUAUUUAUGGAAAAUAAUGAAGAACAUGAAGCGAUAUUCAAAGUAACGCGUAUGCGAUGCUGGCGAAUAACGACCUUGCAGAAUAAUUUCAUUGAUAAAAAUAACAAAGAACAGGAAACGAAUGAUUACAGCUUAGAAUUAUCAUUUGAAUACUUGGUCGCUAAAAAUCAGCUCCAGUGGAUAACGAUAUCGUCUGAUCAGUCGAUACUUAUGUCUGUAUGUUUGCAAAGUAUGAUCGACGAAUUGUUGCUAAAACACGUCAACAGUCCUAAGAACAAUCAGCUGACGGGUAAAUCUUGGACCUACAUAAUGAGAGAUGGACAUAGCCGGAUUACUAUGGGUUCCAAUCCAGCUCACAGCGCACCUGGUACGCCGACAAUUAAUAGUGACAGAGUACAAAAAGACAAAUUAAACCAAGAGUCCGUUGGCAAAUCAGAUGACACUGUAAUUAAAAAAUUAUCCGAAAGGUUUUCGAAUGUCAAAAGUAAAAAGACAGAUUGUAGAAUUACCACUCGUUCAAAACAACCGGGCACGAGUGACUGUGAUAUUAUGGAAAAUAAUGCAUUUCAUAUGAUAGGAGACGAAGAUCUUUGAAAUAUAAUUUUGUACAGAUACUGACUACUACCGCCAAUUAAAAUAAUUAUUGAUAUUAUAUAAAUAUAUAUAUUAUAUAUAAAUAUGAAAAAUUUUUAUAACGCACUAAAGAUAUCGUAAUUGCACUAUUUUAUCUAACAUGACAUGUUCCAUUAUCAAAGGAUAUAUUAUAUCAUAUAUAUAUUAUUAUUAUUAUUAAUUGAUAUGCAAUUUUAUAUUGUAUUAGUCAUGUCGCUCAAAUCAAUAUAUUUAUUUAUAUAUUAUUGUACUUAAUAAUCACGUGUCCAGUUCAUUUGCCGGCGCGUUUAUUUUUAAAUUUUAAAAAAUUAACGCUAGUGGUUUGAUCACUAAUUAAUUUAUUUAUUAUUAAUUAUAUUUUUUUUUAAUUAUGAAAUAUUUCAAAAAAUGAGAAAUAAUGUAUGUAAAUGAAAUUGACCAAACCACUAACUACACAAUUGUUAUCACAGUGACAUUGUGCCAAAAAUGCUAUUUGACUUAAAAAAAAAAAUAUAAUUAGUGAAAGAAUAUUACAAGCCGUCCAAUAGUUAAUAAUUAAAUAUUCAUUUGUUAAAAUUCAUUAUUUUAUUUUUUAUUAUUUUAAAUGACAAAAAAAAUUAACUAACACAUAAUUAACAAAUAAAUUUAUUAUAUGAUUAAAUAACGUUUAUAUUGUAAGAUUAUAUUACAUGUUUUAUAAUUAACUAAUUAAUUCAUUCAUUCAUUAAUUUUUUUCCACUGUGUCAUCAAUUUAAAUACUUACGUAAAUUAUUUUCGAUUACAUAUUAUCAAUAGAUCUUAGUUUAAAUUUAAUAAAUUACCCAAUUAUUGACACUGUUAGAAAAAUAAAAAAUUUUACCGACAUUUUUUGACCGCGAAAAUUUAAAAUUUCAUAAGAAUUGACAUCGAUGUCCGUAAUUAGAACAUUUAAGUAAUAAAAAAUAUUUAAAUCUCUGCCAUAGUUCUUAGUGUCAAUAAUUGGGAGUUUUAUCCUGUAUCGUUACUGGAUUAAUUUUUAAAAAAAUAAUAAUAAGCACCAAAUUACAAAUAACGAAGCAUUUUAUUAGUAAAAAAAAAAAAAAAAAAAAAUAAACAAAAGGUAAAUUAAAUAAAAUAAAAAAUGUCAAUUGUACUAGAUGAAUAUAUGUGAUACAUAUCCUGAUUAUAAGCUUCCUUGCGACAUAUUACUAUUAUUAUUAUAAAUUGUUAAUUAUUAAAGUUAUUUUUUUAAUUACUAUUAUUAUUAUUAUUAUUAUAUUACGUAAAUAUUAUUUGGGCGUUAAUAAAUGCAUUUUUAAUAAUAAUUAUAAUUAGUGUUGGUAAAAUUCCACUCAAGUGUAAUAUAAAGUCAAGGCCUCUCAAUUAAGAUUGUGCUUCAAUUUUUAUUUAUUAUUGUAAAUUUAUUUAUUACGAGCUUUACUUUUUAUUUGUAUUUAAAUAUAUAUUAUUAUUAUAUUUUAAGAAACAUCGGGAAGUAUUUCACAUUUAUUUAGAAUUAUUUAUUAUUACUAUUUUUAAUCGACGAGCAAAUUGUUGAUACAUUUACCGAUAAAUUAAAAUAAAAAGUAAAAAAAAAAUAAUUUGACUGUGGAGAAUUGCCAACUCUGUUUUUUUAAUUUUGUUAGUGUAAAAAAAAAAAUAAAUAAAUGACUAUUAUUUGCAUUAUAGAUUUUAAUAAUAAAAGGAAAAACAUUUACAAUAAAUCGAAAAAAUAAAUUUAAAUCAAUGCUGAAAUAUAUGUAAUAUAUAUAUGUAAAAUAAUUAACGCGAAAAAAAUGCACGUUAACAGAGAUAUUAACAGAUUUAUACAUACAAAUGUAAAUAAAUAAAUGAUGCCUUGUAAAUAUUGUUAAAACAUACAUGAUCUUCCUUGAAAAAAUAAUUAUUUUAAAUAUUUUAUUAUUUUUAAAAACUAUUAAUUGUUAACAUAAGAAUACUUAAAUUAUCUGGAGCAAUUUGUAACCAUAAAAUGGUCUAAGUAUAAUUUUUUAUUAAAAAAAAAAAAAUGUUAUCAAUUUUUGACUCCAAUGAUUAAUAAUAAUAAUGUAUAAUACAAUUAAAAAUGUCAUGAUGAAAUAAAAAAAUUAUUUUUUAGAAUAAAUAUAAAUUUUACGCGAAUAUUUAAUUAGUGUAGAAAUUUUAAAUAAUUUAAUAAUAGAAUAUUCUGUGCCUAGGAAUAAAAUAAGACGAUUUCAAGCGAAGCCUGAAAUUUCAUUUUAUUCCAUGCCACAUUUUAUUACUGUCUGCAUUGAAACUGUAUUUAAAUGUUUAGAGAAGUGAUAAAAAUAUGAUCAGCAAAUGUACAAAUACAACUUUCAAUUUUGUCAAUUAGAAUUACAUCUAGUUCUCGUAUUUGAAAAUUUAAUACCGACGCUGAGAUUUGAACCCGAGUACCUCAAAAUACCAAAUCUAUGUCUUUUACACUUCGUCAUAUUACAAAAAAUUUUAAUUUUGUUCUGUUUAGCGGGAAAGAAGUCGCACUUAUAAAAAGACAAAGAAUUUAAAUGCGCGGUCACGGAAAUUUCUCAAACAUCGACAGAAAUUUGAACUUUCCAAGAUUGGAAUUUAUUACUUUUCCCUCUAGAUGUAUAAUCUACUGCAGCUAAAUUUCAUUGGUCUGGUUGGAUUUUUUUCACUGACAGAGUUUCAAUGCAGACAUAAAAAAUCUAUUUUGUAUGUCAAUAAUAUAAUCAACGAAAUGAAUUACUCGUCGAUACUUUUUUUGUUCUCUCUAUAUGGCAACAUUACUUGGUCAUUAAAAUAUUUAAUUACGGUCUAAAAAUGUGUAGAUUUACGUUAUUAUUAAUUUUAAAAUCAGAUCUUGUAUUGCGUUUAUCAAUUAUUAUUAUUUCUAUAUCAAAAAUAUGUCAUUACUUUGUACGAUUACUGACUAAAUAAUCGUAUUGUAAGAUUAGAUCAGUUCUGGCUAUCAAUUGUUACUUUUUAAUUAAUUAUUUAUUUAAAUACGCAGGAUAGCUUUUAAUUGGCAAUUAAAAUUAAUUUUUUAUGCCCACAUAAGUAGUUAUAUUAUUGCAACACUCAAAAUAAUCAAUAAUAAUAAUAAUAAAAUAAAAUAAAACGUGCAGUUAAAUUAUUUAUCAGCAGCGUUAAGUAACAAGUUUUUUUUCAAAACAUAAAUAUAAUAAUAAUUGUUAUUAUUAUUAAUUAUUCAAUGAAUAACUUUGCAAAAUAAUAUUUAAUUAUCAAGAUCAUUUUUCUUUGACACGAAAUAAGUUUUUUUUUUUUUCAAUGCAUAAGCAUAUUCUGACAAACUAUACUGUCAUUAAUUUUUGCGUUAAUCAGCAAAAUUUCAAUAAAUUUUAAAUAGCUCAUGUAACAUUUUUUUCUGUUUAUUUUUAUUUUAGAUAAUAAUAAUAAUAAACUGAAUAAUAACGCAUAAAUGCCUUAAAUAGGAAGACUAAUUUC
This is a messenger RNA of Microplitis demolitor, 5307 nucleotides long. It is a transcript of the gene Snx17, whose product is annotated as sorting nexin-17. The record is from RefSeq and is a predicted model, not a curated record. Gene Ontology annotation, cellular component: early endosome. The coding region runs from base 397 to 1884 and encodes 495 amino acids. Gene Ontology annotation, biological process: intracellular protein transport. Gene Ontology annotation, molecular function: phosphatidylinositol binding. NCBI's taxonomy places the organism in Eukaryota, Metazoa, Arthropoda, Insecta, Hymenoptera, Braconidae. The transcript has 2 exons.